Messenger RNA from Monopterus albus (swamp eel), 2753 nucleotides. RefSeq names its product craniofacial development protein 1 (gene cfdp1). The transcript is spliced from 7 exons. Bases 357 to 1253 code for a protein of 298 amino acids. Lineage: Eukaryota; Metazoa; Chordata; Actinopteri; Synbranchiformes; Synbranchidae. The record is from RefSeq and is a predicted model, not a curated record. Gene Ontology annotation, cellular component: Swr1 complex.
UUCCUAGUGGGCAAAGUAGGCGCCAUCUUGUAAUGUAGUGUCCAGGUCUCUUACAAACAUGCUUCGAGAUCGUCGUCACAGGAAGUGACAUAGUAUCUCUCAUUUCCAGAAACGCUAACUUAUAAUAUCGUCGCUUCACCCAUUUCUUACUCUGAAUGCAUGUACAGCUUUCAGAGUUUACAGAGCAGCGUUUUAACUCCGCUUUGUCUUUGUUACAAAGGAGGUGUUCGCAUCCACUUAUGAUUACGUGGUUAAACGUAACCUGCUGACGUUAAGUAACGUUAGUAGUAAACAUUCUGGUAGCCUGUAGUAAUUUUUCAUCUUAAUUCUGUAUCAGUCUGAAGCUUUUCGUUAACAUGAUGAACUAUUCUGACUAUGACUCUGAUGGAUAUUCGUCUAACGAAGAUGCCGACUACGUCCCAUCAGAUGACAACCUCAGUGAGGAUGACAUUAAUGAGUGUGAAAAGGAAGAUCCUCUGCAUGAGGAUGAUGAUGUGCCACAUCCUGACAAUGUCAGCAAGAGGAAGGGGAAGAAAAAGGACAUCAGUGUGAGAAAAAGGAAGAAAAGAGUACUGAAAGUAGAGAUGGAGGUGAAGGGUGGAGGCAGAGCAGAAGAGGUCCAGCUACGAGAGGAAGAGGAAGGAAAACCCGCUCAAGUAGAGGAGGAAGAUGAAGCAAGACUGAAGAAAAAGUCAGAUGACCUCUGGGCGAGUUUCCUGUCUGAUGUUGGAUCCAGAUCCAAAGACUCCACACCCACCUCACAGUCAAGUACCACACAGAAGGUUGCACCUUUGAGGACAGAAACCAAAGCAUCAGAACCUGCUAAAGUCACCAUCACUAAAGUUUUUGACUUCGCUGGAGAAGAAAUUAGGAUGAAUAAAGAGGUAUCAGCAGACUCCAGAGAAGCUAGAAAUUAUCUGAAGAGCCAGAACACCGAGCAGGAGGAGAAUGAAGAUGAAGAAAACAGCUCAUCGCCCAGCCAGCCACCUGGUCCUGGCCCCAGCGCCAAGCGACCAGCAGGGAUGUCGAGCAUCCUGAGUCGUAUUGGGGGGAAAAAACAGAAGAUGAGCACACUGGAAAAGUCUAAGAUGGACUGGGAUGCCUUUAAAUCGGAGGAGGGGAUCUCAGAGGAGUUGGCCAUUCACAACAGAGGCAAAGAGGGGUUUGUGGAGCGGAAGAACUUCUUGGAGCGAGUCGACCACCGCCAGUUUGAGCUAGAAAAAGCAGUGCGACUAAGCAACAUGAAACAAUGACACAGACACAGACUGACAUUGCACGCACACACACACACACACACACACACACAGUAGAGCAGAUGUUUAGACCUCCUGUGUUUCCCUUCUCUCUAUAAUGACAGAGUUGCUGCUCUCCCAGAAAGGGGAGCUCAGUUUGGUGCUGUGGCUCGAGCUUAUUUCAGGACGUGCGUAUUAAUAGGCUGAGUCAGUGUAAUGGUAGUGUGUUGAGUGUUCCUGCACCACCAUCCUGGUGAGAACCAAUCUGAGCUUCAAACAUUCACACUGAGGACAUUUUUGUCCAGUGAGAUCACUCUUUCUUGUUUCCUCAAGGGGCUGAUUUAGGAACAGCACUUUUUGGUUUAAGAAUAAUUACAUUUUAUUACAGUUUUUGUCUUAAUUUGUAGUUCUGGCCAAUAUUUCUGUCUGCAUUUAUAACAUUAUACUCACCAAGUUAAUAGGUGAGGUGUGGGAGCUGGUGUCAUUAAAAACAUUUUUGACAGGUCAAGAAAUGCAAGCAGUCAGAUUUUUGUUGAAGUAAACCAAAAUGAUACUUUAGAGCUUAAAGGAUAAAGCUGGUUGUUUUCUCUUUUAACAGUAUUGUGAUACGUUUUCUCAUUACAACACAAAACACCCUUAUACUGUAUUUGUUAAGAAUGUCCAGAGAUCUCGUGCAUGGGCCCUUGACCCUUGGUAACUUCAGGUGCUAUAAAAAGUUAAGGCUGUUUUGAGCCUUUGGGGCGGCAUAAAAAUAAAAAAAAAUUCAGGGUCUGAUGUUUUAUACAGAGGAAACAUGUCAACCAGUGUAGCGAUGUGUUUCACUGGAGUAUUUUAGUGGUUUUUGAACAACAAUAGAGGUCUAAAAUACAGAGGAACAAGCUGAUCCAGGAGUGACAGAUUGAUGGACAUUAAUCAUGAGUAGAGGCAAAUCAUUAUUGCUUGUAGUCUUUGUAUGAGGACUGCUUAAAAUACUGUAAAUAUAGAAAAUGACCAGCCUUCUCCUUUAAAUUAGGAUCUAGUUAAGGUUAUGGUAAAGGUUAAGUAGGGGAGGGGGCAGAGCAACUGGCUCUGGAAGUUUUUUUUUUUUUUUCACCACUACAUUUUAGGCCUCAUGUCAGCCUGCCAUUAAAAUGUGAAUUGUAUGAGGGCAAUGCGGACAUAAAUGCAAAAGCCUGUGACUGGAUGAUAUUGGAUCAUGUUAUACAAGGUAUAAAAAGGGUCUUUUGGGUAACUUUAGUGUUCUUUAACAGAGAAACAUGACCCCAAAAUAACUGAACCACAGCAGCCUUAAAGCUGCUGCUUGUAAAUAAUUCAGCUCUUUACUUUGAGAAUUAUGUCUUUUUUAUUAUUUAGCUUGAGCAACUGCCGCAAUGAAGAAGACCCUAGUCUGAGCUGUCAAACCAGUUCUGUUGUUUUCUGAACAUUCUACCACAAACUAGAGUAGAGGGCCACAUCUCAACAGCUGAAUUGAUCCAGAAUUGAUCAAACAGUUUAAAAGUGAAUUAGUUCAAAUAGCUAAAU